This is a messenger RNA of Dipodomys ordii (Ord's kangaroo rat), 2461 nucleotides long. It is a transcript of the gene Zbtb49, whose product is annotated as zinc finger and BTB domain containing 49. Gene Ontology annotation, cellular component: nucleus. The record is from RefSeq and is a predicted model, not a curated record. Gene Ontology annotation, molecular function: DNA-binding transcription factor activity, RNA polymerase II-specific; RNA polymerase II cis-regulatory region sequence-specific DNA binding; protein binding. Bases 62 to 2401 code for a protein of 779 amino acids. Gene Ontology annotation, biological process: regulation of transcription by RNA polymerase II. NCBI's taxonomy places the organism in Eukaryota, Metazoa, Chordata, Mammalia, Rodentia, Heteromyidae. The transcript has 7 exons.
CUCGGGGCCGGCAGCGGCGGGGCGGGGAGCGGCGCGGACUCCCGGGGUCUCAUGGUCAAGCAUGGACCCUGUUGCUACCCACAGCUGCCACCUCCUGCAGCAAUUGCACGAGCAGCGGAUCCAAGGCCUGCUCUGUGACUGCAUGCUGGUGGUGAGGGGAGUCUGCUUCAAAGCCCAUAAGAAUGUGCUGGCGGCCUUCAGCCAGUAUUUCCGGAGCCUCUUUCAGAAUUCCUCAAGCCAGAAGAAUGAUGUUUUCCACUUGGAUGUUAAAAACGUCAGCGGCAUAGGGCAGAUCCUGGACUUCAUGUACACGUCCCACCUGGAUCUUAACCAGGACAAUAUACAAGUGAUGUUGGACACGGCACAGUGUCUGCAGGUUCAGAACGUGCUGAACCUGUGUCACACGUUUCUGAAGUCCAGCCCUGUGGACCAGCCUCCCGGCCUGCCCUGCGCUGGGACCUUCUCCCUGCAGGGGGCGCUCACCCCAGAUGCUGCCUGUGUCAUGAGCGAACACUUCCCUCCUCACUUACUGCAGGACUGUUCAGCAGAGGCCCAACCUGGGAAGGUUCUGGAUGGGUCGCAUUCCCAUGUUCCGUCAGACCGUCUCCAUCAUUCCACAGGGGAAAUGUCAAAGCAAGCCCCAGAGGCUCUAGACGGCAGCUGCGCAGAGCCGCCUUGCAAGCAGCCCAAUUACUAUUACAAACUGCGAGACUUGUACAGCAAGCAGUACUACAAACAGGCCGCUUGUCCCAGCCAGGAGCGGGUGGCCGAGCAGCCCUUCGCCUUCAGCGCCUCCGCAGAUCUGGCAGCCGUGGAAACGCAGCCGUGUGCAGUCAGUCAUCCCGAAUGUCUACUGGAGACUUCAGAGGACCUGCCCUCCACCUUCCUGGCCCCACCGCUCAGUGACUCCACCCCAGACCCUGAGUCAGACGCCCCCUGCCAGCCGCCCACCAGGCAGAUGAGGCUUAAAAAGGCUGUUCACCUGAAGAAGCUCAAUUUCCUCAAGGCACAGAAAUCAGCUGAGCCAGCAAUGGACCCCAGCUUAGAUGAUGGCUUGGCAAAGAGGGUAGAACCUGCUAGUGAAGACCGGGGAGAGAAAGCUCACAGCCCAUGCACUGAAGCAAAAGAACUCGGAGAACUAGCCUCUGAGGACUUGAAUUGUGGCAUCGGUGGGAUGGAGAGGCCCGAGGCCCCGGCCACCCUGGAGGAGCAGUCCCAGGCCCUUCAGUGCCAGAGACAGUAUGCGUGUGAACUGUGUGGGAAACCCUUUAAACAUCCAAGCAAUUUGGAGCUGCACAAACGUUCUCAUACAGGUGAGAAACCUUUUGAAUGUAACAUUUGUGGGAAACAUUUCUCUCAGGCAGGUAACUUGCAGACUCACUUACGUCGGCAUUCUGGUGAAAAGCCAUACAUCUGCGAGAUCUGUGGAAAGAGGUUCGCAGCCUCUGGGGAUGUACAGCGCCACAUCAUCAUCCACUCGGGAGAAAAGCCCCACUUGUGCGACACCUGCGGCCGAGGUAAAGCCAGGCGCUGCCUGCCGCGCGCACCGCCGUGGCCCGGCCUCUGCUCACCUGCUGUGCUCUCUCUAGGCUUCAGCAACUUCAGCAACCUGAAGGAGCACAAAAAGACACACACAGCUGACAAGGUGUUCACCUGCGACGAGUGUGGCAAGUCCUUCAACAUGCAGAGGAAGCUGGUGAAGCACCGGGUGCGGCACACCGGGGAGCGGCCCUACAGCUGCUCGGCCUGUGGGAAGUGCUUCGGGGGCUCGGGCGACCUGCGCCGGCACGUGCGCACGCACACCGGGGAGAAGCCGUACACCUGCGAGGUCUGCAGCAAGUGCUUCACCCGCUCCGCCGUGCUCCGGCGCCACAAGAAGAUGCACUGCCGGGCGGGCGCCUCGAGCCCGGACGUGCUGGACGAGCUGGGCCAGGCCAUCGAGCCCGCCGACUCCUUCGCCCAGGACGUGGCCGUCACACUGAUGCCCGUGUCGGUCAAGCUGCCCGGGCACCCGGUGGAAAACGCCGUGGCGGAGUUUGCCAGCCACGCCGCGGAUUCCUGCUGUAAGUUGCGCUCCAUGCUCCACCCUGCCGGCUUGGGUGAGCAGAAACUGAGCGCCGACCCCGCGAAGCUGGCAAAGCCCCAGGCGCCGCCCGGCCCGCCGCAGGCGUUCGCUUACUCAGAGGCGGACGCCCCGGCCGGCAGCGAGCCUCUGCAGGGCGACAGCAUGGCCAUGAUCCGCUCCUCGCUGGCCGCGCUCGACCACCACUGCGGGGACCCGCUGGGCGGCCGCACAGCCUCCUCGGCCUACCGGAACUCCGAGGGCCAGUUCUUCUCCAGCAUGACGCUCUGGGGGCUCGCGAUGAAGACCCUGCAGAACGAGAACGAGCUGGACCAGUGACGGCUGCACACCCGCCUACCCCACCCCGGAGUACUGGCGGCCCUCCCCCGGAGCCCUCCC